Molecule: messenger RNA, 1479 nt
Organism: Diaporthe batatas
Lineage: Eukaryota; Fungi; Ascomycota; Sordariomycetes; Diaporthales; Diaporthaceae
Exons: 5
Coding region: 1-1479 (492 amino acids)
Cellular component (GO): extracellular region
Source: RefSeq, a predicted model, not a curated record
AUGGUUCCAACACAGUCAUACGCCGCGGCUCUUGUCGCCGUGGCUUCCUUGCACACGGCGGCCGCAGCAGAAAUCGACAUGACCUAUGUCGCGUCUUCUGAGGAGUACCUUUCGGGCAAGGUCCAUGCUCAAAGCAUGGCGGCUAAAAAUGCGCAAUGGAACGCCGAGCUCGCAGCAGGCUUGCUUGACAGUGUUCAGUACCCGGAGCUCAGUUACACACCCUGCGUCGAUGGCUUGGCAACAGCCAUCCUAGGGGAUGCGAACAACACUUUCCAGUGCAAUAAUAUUGACCUCUACCACUUUCUCUCCCACGCUGAUCUUGGGAGCACGCAAGGCUUCGGGUCUUCAUCCUGGGGGUGGACAUCCGAGGACGGGCGCGAAUUCGUUGCUAUCGGCCAGUACGACGGAACUGCAUUCGCAGAGAUCACCUCGGAAGGCAAGCUGGUCUAUCUCGGCAGGCUUCCCCAGUACGAUGCCAUCGGCUCAAGAUGGCGAGAGAUCAGGACACUCGGCGAUUUCAUCAUCGUCGGCUCAGAGGCUAUCAAGCACGGCGUGCAGAUCUUCGACAUGAAGAAGCUUCUUGACCUGGACCCAAACAACCCCACUGUCUUCACACAGGAGGACCUCACUGGCCACUUCAACCAACUGCCCGUUGGGAGGACGCACAACAUUGUUGUGAACGAGGAGCUCGGCUACGCCAUUGCUGCUGGGUCUGUCGGUGGCAACGAGACUGUGCGCAACCGUGACAAUCUGCCUUGCCGAGGAGGACUGAUCUUCAUCAACAUGACGGACCCGACCAACCCCACCACGCCCGGUUGCGCCGCCGGCGAUGGGUACGUGCAUGAUGCACAAUGCCUCGUCUACCGUGGACCAGACACACGUUAUGAGGGAAGAGAUAUUUGUUACGGCUACAACGAGGACACCCUCACAAUUUACGAUGUAACGAACAAGGUCGGGAAUUUCACGAAGUUGAUCUCUCGCACUUCAUACACCGGCGCAAGGUACAUCCACCAAGGCACCGUGCUGGACAUCCAAAACCAGGAGUUCCUCGUGCUCGACGACGAGCUGGAUGAGCGCGAUGGAACGGAGGGUCCCGCAACCAGCAAGCUACCCAUCACGUACAUCUUCGACAUCCGCGACCUCGAGGCACCCAAGUUGACAGGCUUCUACGAGGGCAACACCCGUUCAAUUGACCACAACCAGUACAUCGUCGACGGGUAUAAUUAUCAAUCCAACUACGGUGCAGGGCUCCGCGUCCUUGACGUUAGCUCAAUUCCUUCCGACCCGACCGGUGCAGGUGUGUGUGAGGCUGGCUUCUUUGACAUCUACCCUGAAGAUGACGCGGCCGAGGGAGGCGGAGUGGUUGCGUUCACGGGAACAUGGUCCUCGUACGCGUACUUUAAGUCUGGUUUCAUCUACAUCAACACCAUUGAGCGUGGCUCAUUUGUGGUCAAGAUGACCAGCAAGGCCUGUCCCUAG